AUGGGGAAUAGAAGUGUGUCAACCAAAAUAACACGCAUAUUGGACGUUUUUACAUAUGCUCCAGGGUCUUAUAGAAAGAAUGCAUAUGCUUUGCCUGUUAAUAUCAUCAUCAUGUGCAUGAUUCUAGUCAGAUGUAUAUCUGUUGGUUACUUUGUUAUGGGACUGGUCUGGAAGCUCCAUACAGGACUAAUUCAAGACAGCUGGAUUGAUAUCCUAAAUCGACUGUGGAUUGGAAACUUAAGACUGGGAAUUACAGUUAAUGCUUUAGUGUUGACCUCUGUGUCUCUGUUUCCAGUAUAUGUGAUUUCUUGCGCCUUGGGAAUGUUAGGAAUAUUCUGUAGAAAAAGGAUAUUUGUUAUCUUGUAUAUGCUGUCCUUGCUAAUUUUCCUUGGUACAGACAUGAUAUACAUCUCUAUAUUUAGUAUACUUCUAGAUGAAAUGGAGUCCUCUUCACUUCCUGCAGAUUUCCAGUCAAUUUUCCAUGAGCGAAUAAACUAUCCCGAUUCGCCAAAAGAAGCCAUUGGAGAUUGGAUGACAUUUUUUUCCACGACCUGCUGGGAGAAAUUCUCCAGAAAGAUGAUAUCAUACUGUUCAUCUUUUCUAAGCCUUGCUGUUCUAUGUCUUUUAUUAGAGCUUAUUCAGCUCGGUUUUUGUGACAUUAUCUACAGUAAUCUCUCUGGACAGAAACUACCAUUUGCUCUAGCAAGAACUUGUUUAUCAAAGAUAAUAACAGCGUGGCAAAGGUCAUGGUCAUGUGUCAUCGCUAAUAUUUGGAGAUUGCUAUCAUGCCUUCCUUCAAUUGGACUUGUGACUUUGGGUGCAAUGUUACUCAACGAUAGCCAGAUGAGAGGAUCAUUUGUAGAUCCUAUCUAUGUACAUAUCUACAUCCUGGGACUUAACUUUAUGGACAUUAUCAGGGGACUCGGUGUUCUAAUGAUCACCCUUGGAGUUUUGGAGUUCAUUGCAAACAUUUCAGCGGUCAUCGCUGACUGUGUAGUACAAAACAAGACUAAGAGUGGAAUGGGUUGCCUUGAUAAAAUACAGAAUAUUAUUGGGUUUUAUACCACCGGCUUUUUUAUUGCCAUCUCCAUUUCAAUUCUUUUUGAGGGAUUAUCUGUUUUGUUCACAAUUUUCCAAAUACGUUCUAUGCCUUCAAAAGAUGUUCACGACAAUCACAAUCUACAGAACAAUUCCUCUGAUGAAUCCAGAGAUGAGGAAAACAAAGGCAUCUGCAAACAAUGUUUUCAGUAUUGCAAAAGUGAUUUCCCACGCUUGAUUCUGAUGGUUGCUGCAGCUCUUUCUGUUUUAUUCGGUGUCGUUUUCAUAAUGGAGGGAUUAAUUCUGAGCUAUGAUAAAGUUUUUAACCAUGAUAUCAUUAAAGAUGUCAUUUUCAGCGCCCUAUCGUUUAACACACUGAGCUUUAAUCAUAUCAGAACAUCAUUUUGUGCCUUCAUGUUUUCUUCCGGAAUAAUUCUAAUUAUCUUUUGCGGAAUUGGGAUGUUCACACUCAGGAAAAAAUCAAAAUGCUUGCACGUCACACAAGCAAUUGUUGUCAGCAUUGCUUUAGCUUUGAUGAUCAUCGGAACCGGUCUGUGGGGAAAAAUAAAAGACACGAUAAGUUACAGAAUAGCAGAUGAGAUGACCUUGUUCCUCUUGAACCAUCAAUACAACUCACACAUAUCGUAUGUGUAUUCAUACAGCACCCAUGGAGCCUGGAGCAAUUUGUUUUCUGUGGCAGAAUGUUGUGGGGUGGAUGACUACGUAGGUAGUGAAUUGGUAACUUAUCUAUCUAGUAACGACAAGAUACCCAUUUUCUGCUGUAAAGAAAACCCGUUAACGGAACCUUACCAAACUAAUAACGAUUAUUGCACUGAUUUAGUAGACCCGGACAUGUCUUAUAACACGAUUAUUCAGCUAACUCUCAUCAUAUAUCAGUUGAGAAAACGCCAAUUUCUACCUCUUCAGUCUGACAAGUACUUCAAUCUGUUUAAAACUAAAAGAAAAUGGAGGCAAAUUUUAAUUCUGGAAUGGAAGACAUUAUUUAUUUUCCUUUCGAUGUUGUCAUCGUUAAGUAUGCUGGUAUUAGGCAUUGUUUUGAUGCGUGACACUAAGAUGACAGGGAGUAACGUUUACCACGUAUACAAGUACCUUUAUCUGCAGGGUGUUAACUUUGUUGACAUUGUGGAAGCCAUGUAUCUUUCCCUCAUCAUGUUAGGUGUUUUAUCGAUGACUUCUGGUCUUGUUGGACUGUCAGAGAUGUUCAGAGACAUUCGGAGUGAAGUCAAAAUGAAAUUUUAUGUGUUAGUAUUGGUCAUCUUGAUUUUUACAAAACUUGUUUGUAUUUUCCUGAUGAUACCAGUACAGGGGGAAAUAGAGACUGAUUCUAGCGAGACUAAUUAUCAGCUGGUAAACAUUGAUCGCCAAUACUCAAAUCCUCGUUCAUCUAUUUAUACGGAUCUCAAUAAAUUUUAUUUGGAAUUGGAUUGCUGUGGUUCUACCGGAUCCAAUGGGUUCAGAUCCCUCGUCAUAAAUGCAGGAUAUGGAAGUGUUACUGGAUAUCAACCAUACGUGUGUUGUUUGGGUCAAGAUUAUGUUACAAGUAACGGUUUAUAUGGAGUACAAUGUGAGAAAAAGGCAUGUGGUGCUGAAUUUGUGUCUAUUGCAAACAUUUACUGCAAUGGUUUGAUAGCGUCGAUGUCUAUCACUUCAUUUCUUGAGAUAAUCUGCCUUGUAUUUUCCAUUCUUUACCUGAAAAGCAAUGAAAAUCAAAAAGAAAAUAUGUUAUCCCUGGGUGGUUUUGCUGAAAGUGCAGCAUUUCUGUACGACGAUGUAUUUUCGAACAGGCAAAUUCAACCGAUAUUUGAAAAAAUGUCCAUGGCCGGAAAUUCAUUUUCAAGAAAUCUUAUCAUUAUGAGAUGGCUGAUGAAUACAACAGGCGUUCUCCUCUUUGUCAGUUCUGUAUUUUCCAUUCUAACCAUUCAUCAAGGAUCAAAGUUUUUGCACUCCAUGAAUAUUUUGGUUUGUGUCCUGGGACUUCCGAUGAUCCUGACAAACUUAGGAUGGUGGAUUGCUGUUCAUGUUGAGAAUUUUCCAGAGGGAUUUUUAAUCAAUUCCAAUUUCGACUUUUACUCUUUGCUAUCUGAUUGUUACCGAAUGGAUGAAACUGGAGCUUGGAACAACUUGUUUGUUAAGCUCCAGUGUUGUGGAUAUACAAAUGGCAACGAGAGUGACUUUUAUUCUGUUGUUCUGCAGACUACAUCAACUUAUAAUGGGCAUCAAGAUAAAACACCUUUGUUUUGUUGUCAUUCCAAUCCCCUGACUAAGGAGUACAACUCUGACUUCACAACAUGCACUUCCUACGGAGGGGAAGCCUAUAGAUAUACAGAGCCCUGUUCCACAAAGCUGUCCGAUAGACUUACCAAAUAUAGUACUGUAUUUUACACUAUUGCGUCACUCAGUAUAAUAUUAGAGGUUUUUAUGCUUGUACUUCUUGGUAAACUGAUAAAGACAGAUCUUCCAUUGAAAGAAGACCCUUUUUUGAUUAAAAUCAAUUCCUACUUUGGAAAAGACAGAAAGCGAAAAAGAAAUUUGGAAAAUAGUACAAAAGAAAACCUUGAAAUGUCACCAAGAGGAGGUAAACAAAGAAACAAUUCAGAAAAAGAAAACUCUCAUACACCAGAGUUCCAGGAAUCAAAGGAUGACAGAUCCCAAGCAUCAAAGAAGAGAAAGGGAGCAAAGAGGAGUGGAAGAGUGACCCCUAUCUCCGAUGAACAUGACGACCAACUAACUAGGAGGGAACUUUUACCUACUAAAUUACCGCCACUAGUAACACCUUCGUCCUUGCGUACAUGAAUGUUGAACAUGC
Molecule: messenger RNA, 3865 nt
Organism: Saccostrea echinata
Lineage: Eukaryota; Metazoa; Mollusca; Bivalvia; Ostreida; Ostreidae
Exons: 31
Coding region: 1-3852 (1283 amino acids)
Cellular component (GO): membrane
Source: RefSeq, a predicted model, not a curated record